AAAAAUCUCAGCUGCUUCUCUCUGAGUUAAACUCAAAACACAAACUGAGUUAUGUGUUUUUUCUUUUUUCAGAGAGGGUGAGAGGGACAGAGAGAAGAGAGAAAUGAGAAGAGAAUAUCUGAGCGUAGUCUCUCUCUGUUUGUAGUUAGUAGUUAGUAUAGUAGUUGUAGUAGUAGCAGCAGCAGCUUCUUCAUUUUGCUAUUAUUGGUUAUUAUUAUCAUUAGAUUUUGAUUUUUAGUUAACAAUUUCCAUUUAUGGAAGUAUCAGAUUCUUAGAUCUCCCUGUUCUGCUCUCUGACCUGUUUUUUUUUUUUUCUCUUUUUCCUUCUCAAUUUCUGUAAUCAUCACUAUUUGAUUCAAAUAUGAUCACUCAUUAGUCAUAACCCAUCAACCAUUAGCCAUUUUUCCUUCACUUCCUUGGGAAAAGUUCAGUUUUUUUUUCUUCUCAUUUUUAAUAAUACCCAUUAGUUAUUUUUUGCAUCUCCAGAUCUGAUAUCUUAUUAUUGUACUUGCAAGAUCUAUACCUUAAGUUUUACAUCUUUAGAUCUGGGUUGUUUUCUGUAUCAAAAAUCUCUCCUUUAUUUUUAGUGGGUUCUUGUUUUUUGUUCCCAAUCUUUGUAAGAAUGAAUUAUUUCCCAGAUGAGGUGUUAGAGCACGUGUUUGAUUUUGUAACGUCUCACAGAGACAGGAAUUCAGUGUCUCAAGUAUGUAAAUCAUGGUACAGGAUUGAAAGCUGUAGCAGGCGAAAGGUUUUUAUUGGAAACUGUUACGCGAUCAGUCCAGAGAGAGUGAUUGAGAGAUUUCCUGAUCUAAAGUCCAUUACUUUGAAGGGAAAGCCUCAUUUUGCUGAUUUUAAUUUGGUACCACAUGAUUGGGGAGGCUAUGUUUACCCUUGGAUUGAAGCUUUUGCCCGGCAUCGGGUCGGGUUGGAGGAGCUUCGGUUGAAGAGGAUGGUGGUUUCUGAUGAGAGUUUAGAGCUGCUUUCAAGGUCUUUUCUGAAUUUUAAGUCUUUAGUUCUUGUCAGUUGUGAAGGGUUCACUACUGAUGGCCUUGCUUCUGUUGCUGCUAAUUGUAGGUAUAUUAGGGAGCUGGACCUGCAAGAAAAUGAAGUUGAGGAUCACAGAGGCCACUGGCUUAGUUGUUUCCCUGACAGCUCUACAUGUCUUACAUCACUUAAUUUUGCUUGCCUCAAAGGAGAUAUUAAUUUAGGAGUUCUUGAGAGGCUUGUAGCAAGAUCUCCAAAUCUCAGGAGCUUGAGGUUAAAUCGCGCAGUGCCCCUUGAUACGCUUCAAAAGAUAUUGAUGCAAGCGCCUCAACUGGUGGAUUUGGGUGUAGGAUCUUAUGUACAUGAUCCUGAUUCGGAGACCUAUAGUAAAUUAGUGGCUGCAGUUCAGAAGUGUAAAUCAGUCAGGAGUUUGUCAGGGUUUUUGGAUGUUGCUCCUCACUGCCUACCAGCCUUUCACCUCAUGUGCCCAAACCUGACUUCCUUGAACCUAAGUUAUGCACCAGGAAUUCAAGGUAGUGAGCUUACAAAGCUGAUUCGCCACUGCAGGAAACUUCAGCGCUUAUGGAUACUGGACUGUAUCGGAGAUAAAGGACUAGAAGUUGUGGCUUCCACUUGCAAGGAUUUGCAGGAGUUGAGGGUCUUCCCAUCCGAUCUCUAUGUUGGAAAUGCAGCAGUGACAGAGGAAGGCCUGGUUGCCAUUUCCAGCGGCUGCCCUAAGCUUGAUUCAAUCUUAUACUUUUGUCAGCAGAUGACCAAUGCAGCCCUUAUAACAGUAGCCAAAAACUGCCCCAAUUUCACCCGCUUCAGAUUGUGCAUCCUCGACCCCACAAAACCGGACGCUGUGACCAUGCAGCCAUUGGAUGAAGGUUUUGGGGCAAUUGUUCAUUCAUGCAGGGGUCUCAGGCGGUUAUCACUUUCUGGCCUUUUGACUGACCAAGUUUUCCUUUAUAUCGGGAUGUAUGCUGAGCAUCUUGAGAUGCUUUCAAUUGCAUUUGCUGGGAAUAGUGACAAGGGAAUGCAGUAUGUGUUAAAUGGUUGCAAGAAACUUCGGAAGCUAGAGAUCAGGGACAGCCCUUUUGGUAAUGCAGCACUUCUAAUGGACGUGGGGAAGUAUGAAACAAUGCGAUCCCUUUGGAUGUCGUCCUGUGAAGUUACUCUUGGAGGCUGCAAGACCCUUGCGAAGAAGAUGCCAUGGCUCAAUGUGGAGAUCAUGAAUGAAAAUGAGCAAGCAGAUUUUAGUGCUGAUGAUACACAGAAAGUGGACAAGAUGUACCUAUAUCGGACAUUGGUAGGGCACCGGAAUGAUGCACCGGACUUUGUGUGGACUUUAUAGGUGAAUCUGGGGAGCUAUCUUUCUCUUCUCUGCCAAGUAUUAUUUUCUUUGUUAUCAAGUAGUACUUUGUUUAGGCCAGCUGAUUUUGUGGACUUUGUUUUAGCCUGUUGGUGUUCUAGAGGUACGCUACUGUUGAAUUUAUCAGGGAUUUGCUAGUUGUAAUCUUUGUUAUUAUAAAUAGAACUGCAUUAGUAUUGGCAGACAUGGCCAGUUUCAGCAGAUAUUUCUAGAAGUAGCUGAAGAUGCUAAACAAGCAUUAGGUAAAGAUUUGCUACUUGCUUCUGCAGCUUCGCAAUUAACUCUGAAACAGUAUGUUUUCCCCUUGCGAGUAAAGGAUGUAUAGCUUUGAUGCUGCAUUGUUUUUUUUCUCAA
Messenger RNA from Ricinus communis (castor bean), 2710 nucleotides. RefSeq names its product protein AUXIN SIGNALING F-BOX 2. The transcript has 3 exons. Gene Ontology annotation, cellular component: SCF ubiquitin ligase complex. The coding region runs from base 623 to 2338 and encodes 571 amino acids. Lineage: Eukaryota; Viridiplantae; Streptophyta; Magnoliopsida; Malpighiales; Euphorbiaceae. Gene Ontology annotation, biological process: SCF-dependent proteasomal ubiquitin-dependent protein catabolic process. Gene Ontology annotation, molecular function: protein binding. The record is from RefSeq and is a predicted model, not a curated record.